AUGGCCACUUCUCAUAUAUUAUUGCUCUCUUUCCUGUUUCAUAUUCUUCUUCUCUUUUCACUUCCUUUGGAGACUGCAACUUCAGACACAGCUGAGGGAAGAGCCCUUCUCAAAUGGAAGAACACCCUUUUNAACAGCUUUACUGGAUCAAUUCCAUAUGCUAUUGCUAAUCUUUCCCAACUAGUUUUCUUGGACCUCAGUUGGAAUGGUUUUGUAAAUUUCAUACCAACAGAGAUUGGAAGAUUAACAAAUCUCCGGUUCUUGUACUUCGGAGUAAACAAUCUUUCUGGAAGUAUUCCCUCCCAAAUAAGCUAUCUUCAACACCUUACUUUCAUCUCCUUUAAUUACAAUUCUUUGAUUGGCCAAAUUCCAGAAGCAAUAUUCUCCAAUUUGAGCAACAUUCAAACUUUUGAUUGUGGAUGGAAUAUGUUCCAUGGGCCAUUUCCAACAAGUUUAGUCAGGCUAUCCAAGCUUAAACAACUUGACCUAAGUGGAAACAAUUUCUAUGGGUCAAUACCUCCUACAAUUGGAAAUCUAAGUUCACUAACCAAUCUUUAUCUUGGCUCCAACAUGUUGCAAGGGAAUAUUCCUAGAACACUUUGCAAACUUCACUUCCUUGAGGGUCUUUAUUUAUAUAACAAUACUUUGAGUGGUAUAAUUCCUCAAUGUUUGGAGAAUGUUACCUCACUGAGAUAUCUUUCUCUCUACUCUAACAUGUUGCAAGGGAAUAUUCCUAGAACACUUUGCAAACUUCACUUCCUUGAGGGUGUUUAUUUAUCUAGCAAUGCUUUGAGUGGUCAGAUUCCUCAAUGUUUGGGAAACUUAACCGCAUUGAGAUAUCUUUAUCUCUAUUCCAACAUGUUGCAAGGAAAUAUUCCUAAAGCACUUUGCAAACUUCAAUCCCUGGAGGGUGUUUAUUUUUCUAGCAAUACUUUGAGUGGUCAGAUUCCUCAAUGUUUGGGAAAUUUAACCUCACUGAGAUAUCUCUAUCUCGACUCCAACAUGUUGCAAGGAAAUAUUCCUGGAGCACUUUGCAAGUUUCAAUCACUUGAGGUUCUUUAUUUAUCAAACAAUACUUUGAGCGGUAAGAUUCCUCAAUGUUUGGAGAAUGUAACCUCACUGAGAUAUCUUUAUCUCUACACCAACAUGUUGCAAGGAAAUAUUCCUCAAACACUUUGCAACCUUCAAUCUCUUGAGGGUGUUUACUUAUCUAGAAAUGCUUUGAGUGGUCAGAUUCCUCAAUGUUUGGGAAAUUUAACCUCACUGGGAUAUCUUCAUCUUGGCUCCAACAUGUUGCAAGGAAAUAUUCCUCAAACACUUUGCAACCUUCAAUCUCUUGAGGGUGUUUACUUAUCUAGAAAUGCUUUGAGUGGUCAGAUUCCUCAAUGUUUGGGAAAUUUAACCUCACUGGGAUAUCUUCAUCUUGGCUCCAACAUGUUGCAAGGAAAUAUUCCAAGAACACUUUGCAAACUUCACUCCCUUGAGGGUGUUUAUUUAUCAAACAAUGCUUUGAGUGGUCAGAUUCCUCAAUGUUUGGGAAAUUUAACCUCACUGGGAUAUCUUCAUCUUGGCUCCAACAUGUUGCAAGGAAACAUACCUCAAACACUUUGCAAACUUCAAUCUCUUGAGGAUCUUUAUUUAUUGAACAAUACUUUGAGUGGUUUGAUUCCUCAAUGUUUGGGAAAUUUAACCUCAUUGAGAUAUCUUGAUCUCGCCUCUAAUAAGUUGCAAGGAAAUAUUCCUAGUGCACUUUGCCAACUUCACUCCCUUGAGAAUCUGUUUUUGUAUAUAAAUGCUUUGAGUGGUCAUAUUCCUCAAUGUUUGGGAAAUUUAACCUCACUAAGAUAUCUUUACCUCUACACCAACUUGCUAUUGCAAGGAAAUAUUCCUAAAACACUUUGCAAACUUCACUCCCUAGAGGGCCUUUCUUUUGAAGAAAAUAGUUUGAGCGGUUCGAUUCCUCAAUGUUUGGGAAAUGUAACCUCACUGAGGAAACUUUAUAUCCUCAGCAACAUUUUGAUGGAAGGAAGUAUUCCAGAAUCACUAUGCAAUCUUCUUUCUCUUGAGGAAAUAAAUUUAGCACAGAUUGGGUUGGAAGGUUUGAUCCCAUGGUGCUUUGGAAAUAUAUCCUCACUAAAAUAUAUUCAUCUUGGCUCCAACAAGCUGAAGGGAAGUAUUCCAGGAUCACUAUGCAAUCUUCAACAAUCUCUUGAACUGCUCAUUCUAUCCAACAACAGUUUGGAUGGCCCAAUUCCUCAAUGCCUGGGAAAAUUGAAAUUUUUGACAACUUUAAUUGUUUCUAAAAACAAGCUUGGAGGCAUGUUAGCUCCAACUUCAGUUCCUGCUAUUAGUAAUGGCACAGAUCAAACAAGAAAUUCUAGUUUGAUUUAUGGAAUGGAUACAUGGUUGUGCAGUUUAAGUUUGUUGCAAAAUCUUGAUCUAUCAGACAAUAAUUUACAUGGUUCACUGCCUCAGUGUUUAGAGAACUUCAGCAAGGAACUUGGUGUUAUUAAUUUAGCAAGAAAUCGUUUUCAGGAGUCUAUUCCAGGAGUUUGCAUAAACGGAAACAUCUUGGAGUAUUUCAAUUUGAAUGGCAAUCAAUUGGGAGGCCCAUUGCCCCGAGGUUUGAGAAAUUGCAACAAUCUUAAAUUUUUAGAUCUUGGAAACAACAAGCUUCGUGAUUCAUUCCCUCAUUGGUUAGAUACUCUUCCUGAUUUGCGUGUUCUUGUGUUGAGAUCUAAUCAUUUUUAUGGUGAAAUAUGCACUUCUAACACUACACUUCCAUUCCCAAAGCUGCAUAUAUUUGAUAUCUCACACAAUGAGUUCAGUGGUCCUUUGCCAAGGUAUUAUAUGGAGAACUUUAAAGCCAUGCAGAGUGCAAAUGAUGAAGAAAGGCUGUCAUCUUAUGAAGCUUCAAUUAGCCUAGUGUGGAAAGGGGUGGAGCUUCAAGUGGUGCAUUAUGAUAUUUGCACAAUCCUUGAUUUAUCCAACAACAGUUUCCGAGGUGAAAUUCCAAGAUAUUUAGGAAAUCUUCGUUUCAUUCGGUUUCUCAAUCUGUCGCAUAACCAUCUCACCGGCAGUAUUCCAUCAUCACUGGGAAAUGUGACCAUUCUUGAGGUAUUAGAUCUAUCGUGGAACCAAUUAGAGGGUAAGAUUCCUGAACAGAUGUCAACAUCAUUGACAUUUCUUGCUGUACUGAACCUUUCUUAUAAUAAUCUUUCUGGUCCUAUACCGCACGGCCGACAAUUUGACACAUUUAGCAACGAUUCCUAUUUGGGAAACACUGCUCUAUGUGGAUUACCACUAUCACUGAAGUGCCAGGAGAAGGGUGAAGGGCAAGCACCGGAUGAGAAGGAUUCACAUCAUUUUGGGAUUGGAUUUGGAUGGCGAAGUGUUGUUGUUGGAUACUGUUGUGGCAUGCCAUUUGGUAUUGGCAUAGGAUAUUUCAUAUUUAAGUAUGGAAAACCUCGAUGGCUUAUAAGGUUAGUGCUUGGGAACUGAGAGUGGAGUGGAGAUGCAACAAUUAAGAAGGAGCAGGCUGAUGAGGAAUUUCAGCAACCUUGAAGCAAUGAAUAUAUAUUAUCUCUUAUUAUAUGGUUGUGGUUUUCAUUGUCUUUUUCUACCGUUUUUUCUGUUGGGUUUGUUGUGGUAUUGUUAUGUGAUUUUAGUGUUUGGUUUGUAAUUCUUAUCAAUUAUCAGUUUAAAGUAUCUCUUGUCAA
Molecule: messenger RNA, 3719 nt
Organism: Ipomoea triloba (trilobed morning glory)
Lineage: Eukaryota; Viridiplantae; Streptophyta; Magnoliopsida; Solanales; Convolvulaceae
Product: receptor-like protein 52
Exons: 1
Coding region: 1-3501 (1166 amino acids)
Molecular function (GO): protein binding
Source: RefSeq, a predicted model, not a curated record